AUGCAGGGUAACUCCGUGCAAAGUGAGGAGCCGCAGAGUGCGGGGGUCACUCCGUGGAGAGAGGCUCCCCGGGGGGAAGUCACUCCGUGCCCGUGCCUGGGCCUUCCCCUCUCCGCCAGCCUGGAGCUCGGCCCGGCCCCUCCCCGCUGCCCAGGGUCGGUCCCUCACGGGGUUCCCCCUCCCUUUCUUUCUCCCUCACUCUUUCUCCUCCUACAGCAGAAGAAGCCUGCGGCGAAAGGUGGCAAGAAGAAGAAGCAGGUUCUGAAGUUCACGCUGGAUUGCACGCACCCCGUCGAGGAUGGCAUCAUGGACGCCGCCAACUUCGAGCAGUUCUUGCAGGAACGGAUCAAAGUGAACGGCAAAGCGGGAAACCUGGGCGGGGGCGUGGUGACCAUCGAGAGGAGCAAGAGCAAGAUCACGGUCACGUCAGAGGUGCCGUUCUCCAAGAGGUACCUCAAAUACCUGACCAAGAAGUACCUGAAAAAGAACAACCUGCGGGACUGGCUGCGCGUGGUGGCCAACAGCAAGGAAAGCUACGAGCUGCGCUACUUCCAGAUCAACCAGGAUGAGGAGGAGGAGGAGGAAGAAGAUUGAGCCCCACCGCCGCUGCUGACGGCCAUUUUGUACAGUUUCACUUUUCUGGAAUAAACAGCAGCAGAGUUGUUCAUA
Molecule: messenger RNA, 669 nt
Organism: Ficedula albicollis (Collared flycatcher)
Lineage: Eukaryota; Metazoa; Chordata; Aves; Passeriformes; Muscicapidae
Gene: RPL22
Product: ribosomal protein L22
Exons: 4
Coding region: 1-594 (197 amino acids)
Biological process (GO): cytoplasmic translation
Cellular component (GO): ribosome
Molecular function (GO): structural constituent of ribosome; RNA binding
Source: RefSeq, a predicted model, not a curated record